UCUGAGUUAGGAUGACAAAGUUUUGCACGUCACAGGAAGCUGCUGCAGCGUGAUACAUAGAGGUGAAGCGGGAGCUCCUCUCUUCAGUCAGCCCACGUUACAAACAGCUGCAGAAAAAACACAGGACUCUUCAUGGAAACCAAGCUCAGUCAGUCUGAAAAGAAGGCCUGAGCUCAGGUUUCAGAGGCCAAGCAUGCACGUCUACUAAAGACAGACAAGUUUUCAACAAGGAGACCUGGAAUUUACUUGUUGCUCUAAGAAGAGUCUGUAAAACUAUUUUGUAGGAAUUUGUGUUGCUUUUAAAACAACAAAAAAGGGAUUGAAAGAGUUAAAAUACACAGAUUAGCAAGGAUAUGGGAACCUGCUUCAGCAGGUGUAAUUCCAACAUGGCAGUCCUUGAAAACCCACCUGAGUUACCAGCCCACCAGGAAAUUGUGUUUGUAUCGCUUCACAACUACCCAUCGUUUGAACGUACUGAACUGACCAUGUACGUUGGGGAAAGACUGACCAUCCUGUCAGACGAUGGGGAUUUCAUGAUGGUGAGAUCCUCAACUACUGGCCGUGACAGCUACAUUCCCACAAACUAUACAGCCAAGGUGACGCACAGGUGGCUGUUUACAGGAAUCAACCGGUACAAAGCAGAGGAGCUGCUCAUGCAUCCUAACAACCAGAGUGGAGCCUUUCUGAUCCGAAAGUCUGAGACGAACAGAGAUUGCCACUCAUUGACUGUACUGAGGAGAACCAACUCCUUGGACCUGAACCCUGUGAAGCACUACCGCAUCUCUCACCUCCAGAAUGGAUGGGUCUACAUAUCUCCAGGACUCACAUUUCCGUCUCUUCAUCACCUCGUGGAUCACUAUUCAGAGUCUGCAGACGGGCUUUGCUGUCAGCUGACAGAGCCCUGCUUCAUCCAGGGUUUAGACAAUGCCAGAGAGGCUAGAUCUGUUCCCAUCACCGUCAGGAGACCUACUGUCAACUGGAAGGAUGUUAGUAGGUCAGUGAUCUUAAGGAGGAAAAGAACUGAGUCUGGCAACUCUCUGGUGAGUGAGGGGCUGAGGGAGGCCAUCAGCUCCUACCUCCAAAUGACGGAGGGCAGUGAACACAGCUGGGAGACCUGAGGAAAGAAAAUGGGCCAGCCAGAAAGAGUUUAGUCAAAGAGACAGAGAGGAGUGAAAUACUGCCCUGUGUCAGCUGCAGCUUGAGCAAGCCACUGGAGGAUGCCCUCCACACACCCAGAUGUAGACUUUGUGGACUUUCCUGGACCAGCAGAGAGACUGAAACACUACACUGCUUGCAAACAUGUAGAUUGUUGACUGUUUUUAUGGAUUUGCCCUAUAGGGGCAGACAGGGGAGGCAUGAUCUGAAAAAAGAAAUUCAAAGAAACAUUUGUGUGCCUUGGAUUUCAAACAUUUAAUGAUGCCCUUAACCCUUUAAAGCCCAACCCAACAAAUAAUGGGAAGAAAAUUCUCAUUGUUGAACUCCGAAGUCUUUAUUUUGGUCCUUUAACAAAACGUUUAAAAUAAACAAAUUUUAUAUAUAUAUAUAUAUAUAUAUAUAUAUAUAUAUAUAUAAACACAAAAAUCAAAUAAAUAAAUUUUUACAUAAUUAACGUUUAUCACAUUUGAUGUCAAAUUAUUGUUGUGCAACAGGUAUGGACCAGGGAACAAAAGACAAGUAUCAGGUUGUUUUCAACAGGGUUUUGAGCAAAGUUUUUUACCAUAACGUGAUGUAAAAGGUCUCAGAAACUGUAUGUGUGCAAUGUGAUACAUACGGCAUUAAAGGCUUAAUUAACUGCCAAAUAUAAAAACUGAUUUAAUUUAAUAUUGUUUAUCAAUAUUACUGUAAAAUGAUUGUAAUCAUGGUUUUGUUAUUGGAAUCCAAUAUGUUCUGCUAGCUAUAAUAAAUUAUAUUAUAAUAAUU
Molecule: messenger RNA, 1920 nt
Organism: Melanotaenia boesemani (Boeseman's rainbowfish)
Lineage: Eukaryota; Metazoa; Chordata; Actinopteri; Atheriniformes; Melanotaeniidae
Gene: sla2a
Product: Src like adaptor 2a
Exons: 8
Coding region: 354-1118 (254 amino acids)
Molecular function (GO): protein binding
Source: RefSeq, a predicted model, not a curated record